GAUUGGAUUAUUUAUACUAAUUAUUAAAAUAGUUACAUACCUAGUUUGUAAUGUAUGUUUAAGACAAAUGACUGAGACUAAGAUAUUCCUGUAAAAUUUGUUUGCAAGGAACGAACGAACAAUGACAAGUGAUGAUGCUAAGCUAAUUCAAUUAAUGUUGUGGGUUAUCCAUAUAAUAUAAUUCAUCCGCAUAAUUUACGUAUUAAAAUUAAACAAAGUACCAUAGCUUUUUACAUGAGUGUAUUCGGAGAGUCGUGGAGUCGGCAAGUGGGAACUUCAUUUUGCAUUCGCAGCUGUCAUAUUACGUGUAGUGUGAAUCACACGUGGAAUAAAAAAUAGUUAGUAAUUUAGUAAUUUAGGGGUGGUUGAGUUGGAUAAAAGUUUAUAAUGUGAGAACUUGUGUGGUUCAUGUAACGUAACCAAACGUUAACAAAAUGGGUUCAUAUAGUUUCUUCUGCUUGUUCACCUUUAUCUUUGUGUUUGUAUCGUCGUCACUAUUUUUGUCAUGUGUUGGACAAGGAAUGGUAGCAUUGUCACCGGUUGUGGAUCACGUCGAAAACGAUAACAAUCCGACAGAAUUAAAAAAGAAGGAAUCAUUAUUACCACCAGAAAAGAUUGACGCCCAUGUCAAAAUUGCCACUGCUCAUUUGGAUGAACACAAUGACAAAUCCGAUCGGCUCACCGUAAAAGACAAGCCCGUAUCCCUCCAAAAUCCGGAUAAACACGCCUCCGAAGAGUUCAUCUUAACAUUUCUCCUCGCACAGUAUCCACGCUCGGAAAGUGUUGAGGAACAAGUCGAAAUUUUACAAAAUUUAGAAAAUUUUAGUCAUAAAUGGGAGAAUGGGAGAGAUCUUUUCAAAGCAACAGGAGCACUUCAGGAGAUUCUACUUCCUGCCCUAAAUUCCAGUCAUGAUUCAGUGCGUCGCAGCGCCUGUGCCAUAUUCGCCAUCGCGUCCCAGAAUAACCGUGAAGUGCAAGAAAUUAUUGUCUCCGAGUCAGGCGUUAUUCGACGUCUAAUACACAUAAUCAGUUUUGAUGAGAAGGUUCGAUCUAAAGCAUUGUGGGCGUUAUCAGCUCUAGUAAGAAAUUUUAGAAUGGGCCAGUCCAAAUUUAUGGGUGAGGGAGGAAUACCGGCGUUAGUGAAGGUGGCGUCUUUUUUGGAAACACGGAAACGAUGCCUCAAUUUGGUCACAGAUCUUCUUCAAGAGCACAACCAUUGCAGAGAGGAUAAUGUCAAUGAAUUAGGCGCCGACGUAUUGGCUGAUUCUGACUGCGACGAAUUCAGUAUCUUGGAAAAGACAUUAAAACAAUCUGGCUGGUGCGAUGUUAUUCUUGAUUCUGUCAAGAAUAUUCCUGGCUUUGAUACAGAAGAUCAACUUCACACUGUGGAAGCUGUAGCCGAAAGUUUGCCCUUGUGUAGUAGUGAUGGAGUAUCAGAAUAUCUCCACAUUUUCAGAGCACUAUUAACCAAGUUGAAACAAUUUGGGGAAAAAGAGUGGGAGGAGGAGAUGGCCUUGGUUAAAAGUAUUUUGGAAAGGAUGGAGAAAGACAGGUUAAUGCGGGAUGAAUUAUAAAAUAUACAUAAAGUUAAUGUUAGCAAGUCUCAACAACUCAGUCAAUUAGCAAUUAGUGAUUGUAAUUUAUUUAGUUUCUAAUUUUUUGGUACAAAUAAAAUGUUCGCAAGUUGUAUAAAUCAGA
Folsomia candida is the source of this 1698-nucleotide messenger RNA. RefSeq lists its product as uncharacterized. Lineage: Eukaryota; Metazoa; Arthropoda; Collembola; Entomobryomorpha; Isotomidae. The transcript is spliced from 4 exons. The record is from RefSeq and is a predicted model, not a curated record. The coding region runs from base 435 to 1574 and encodes 379 amino acids.